Molecule: messenger RNA, 2229 nt
Organism: Fukomys damarensis (Damara mole-rat)
Lineage: Eukaryota; Metazoa; Chordata; Mammalia; Rodentia; Bathyergidae
Gene: Fa2h
Product: fatty acid 2-hydroxylase
Exons: 8
Coding region: 1-1206 (401 amino acids)
Biological process (GO): fatty acid metabolic process; lipid biosynthetic process
Cellular component (GO): membrane; endoplasmic reticulum
Molecular function (GO): fatty acid 2-hydroxylase activity; iron ion binding
Source: RefSeq, a predicted model, not a curated record
AUGCCUCAGAAGAGUUACUUAUUCCAGCGGCGAUCAGUUCACCGAGGAUGUCCCUUCAGCCACCUGCAACGGAAAGCCCCACCUGCGCUCGCCUCUCCCGCGACGGGACACACCCAGCGGACACGCCCUCUACCUGCUCAGGGCCACCUGGUGGGCGAGCGCCCCGCCUGGCCCGCUCCACUCGCUUCUUGCCCGACCUUCGCGUCGGCCAAUGAGAAGGGACCUCCGGCUCCGGCCUCGAGGAGCGGCCAAUGGGAGCGCGGCAUGCAAAUGAGCAGACCCCCGCACCGGCACUCGGCCAACGCACGCCGCUGGCUGGAGCAGUACUACGUGGGAGAGCUGCGAGGCGACCCGCAGGAACCUGUGGAGAAUGAGGCUGUAGCCGCUGCAGAAACUCCGAAGAUGGACCCUGAGAUGGAAGUGAGGCUCCAAGUGGUGGACUGGGACAAGGACCUGGUGGACUGGAAGAAGCCUCUGCUGUGGCAGGUGGGCCAGCUGGGGGAGAAGUACCACGAGUGGGUCCACCAGCCGGUGAGCAGGCCCAUCCGCCUCUUCCACUCCGACUUCCUCGAGUCCCUGUCCAAGACAGUCUGGUACAGUGUCCCCAUCAUCUGGGUGCCCCUGGUUGUGUACCUGAGCUGGUUCUACUACAGAAUCCUCGCCCAGGGCAACGUCUGGCUCUUCAAGUCGUUCACGUCAGAGUACGCGCUGGUGGUGCACAAGUCCAUGUUCCCCAGCCUCUUCGUGCUGGGGUUGUUUACCUGGAGCUUCAUUGAGUACUUCAUCCACCGCUUCGUGUUCCACAUGAAGCCCUCCAGCAACAGCCAUUACCUCAUCAUGCUGCACUUUGCCCUGCACGGCCAGCACCACAAGGCACCCUUCGACGGCUCCCGCCUGGUCUUCCCGCCCGUGCCAGCCUCUCUGCUAAUCGGCUUCUUCUAUGUGUUCGUCCGGCUCAUCCUGCCCGAGGCGGUGGCGGGCACUAUAUUUGCGGGGGGCCUCCUGGGCUACGUCCUGUACGACCUGACCCAUUACUACCUGCACUUUGGCUCGCUGCACAAGGGCUCCUUCCUGUACGGCAUGAAGGCCCACCACAUGAAGCAUCACUUCGCUCACCAGCAGUCAGGGUUUGGCAUCAGCUCUAAAUUGUGGGAUUACUUGUUCCACACCCUCACCCCGGAGAAGCAGCACCUGAAGACCCAGUGAGCGCUCCCGCCGGCCUCCCUGCCUCAGCCUAGCCCUCCACCCAGACCAGCUUGAGUUCCCCGGGGCUGGGUGGCGGGUGUGGAGGUCUCUCCAGGCAGGACUGUCCUCCUGACCUGCCUCAGGAGGUCCCUGUCUCUGAGGCACCCCGGCCCCUCCAUCCAUGUCCCUACUCAAGACUCAGCACACAGGACUGCUUCAGGGCCCAGCAGUGGCCCCCAGGGGCAUGAAGGAAACUGACCCUCAGGGCCAAGGCUGUGCCCACCCAUGUCUCAUCCCCCAGGACUCCCCCACCACAACGGGAACAGGGUGUGUGGGGCCUGGGCCCUGCCCUACCUUCCUCCCCUUCUGGCAAGUUUGGAGGCUCUGAGGUGAAUGAAAGGCUCUCUCAAGACGGCAUGACACUUCUCACAGGCCACCCCAGACCCCAGCAGAGUCCCUCAGCUGCCAUCUGCCAUUCACGGCUGUCACCCUCAAGGCUGGCAGGAGCCGUAACCCUGUCUUGGGGGUGCCCCAGCUGUUCCAGGCACCUCUGCCCUGCCCCAGAAGCACAGCGUUUCUCCCUGAGGGAGGCUGCCGUUGGCACAGGUGGGCACCACGUCCUCUCAGGACCUCCCAGCAAGUGCCUCCUCCAGCCCCAAGAAAGCCUUAGUGCCUUGGCUCCAUCCCACCCCAGCCUGCCAGCCCACGAGUCCUGCCCUUCCUAUAACCAACUCCCUCCCUGUUCUGAGUCUUCUUAUUUAUAAACAACACAAAUGUCCUUAGUCCGGACCCAGACCCAGGAGCUGGCCAGACAGCCCUUUCUAAUCCUAAGUGUUGAGCUUACAUAAAAAGAACCAUUCUGCCCUGUUUUAGUUCCCUUCUUACCGACCAGCCACUACUACUUGAAACUUAAAAACUCGUUGAGUGGAAAGGCUUAAAAAAAAAAGCAGUUUGACUGAUCCUAUGAUUUGUACUAUUUACUACGAGGCUAUUUAAAGAUUUUGAAAUAAAUAUGCAAAACUACACUUGUGAAAUUUUGAAAAA